GCAGCAGCAGCGGCAGCAGCAGCAGCAGCAGCAGCAGCAGCAGCAGCAGCCGCCGCGCUACAACUGCAUGCUGGAGCGGUUUGCGCCCGAGCCGGGCAGCACGCGGCUGGCGUUCGUGACGCCCAGUGUGAGCUGUGACUCGGACAGCGGCUACUCCAGCGUGGAGCUCGAGCCGGCCGAGUGGUGUCGUCGCGCCGGCGCGCCUUCCGACGCCGCCGCCCGUGACGUGCUCGCCAAGCGCAAGCGGCGGCACGAGACAGCGCUGGACGAAGUGGCCAAGCGCCGACGCCUCGGCCACUGGCACAACGGCGUCGCGGCGAUGGAGAUGGUGCCGUUCCCGCUCCAGCACCAGCAGCCGGCGGUGAAGUAGCCGGCGGCGCCGACCGGGGCCGACCAGUGGCUGUGCGCGCAGGGCCAGUGUGAGCGCGGCUGAGGGCGCGGCGCAGGACGUCCGCGGCGUGCGGCGCCGCCGGCACCGGACGCGGGACAGAGCGCUCGCGCGCCCGGGCGGCCGAGGCGCCCGCCGCUACGCCCACUCUUCUGUGAUUAUCCCUUACCUUGCGUUCACAUGUGAUGUUAUAGUGGCUUUCAUAAUCGGAGGGCGGAGUGGAGCGGAGCUUGGCCGGUGUGGAGCUAGCUUUAAAUGGUUUCACGUUGUGUUUGUGGUUCCGUUUUGUUACUGGCGGCUGCAGGGUGUGGUGUUCGCUCUCAGGCCGAACCAGCCACUUGUUUGGUUAUUUUAAACCUUAUUGUUAUCCCAUGGUGUAAUGAACGUAUAUAAACGAGGGCCUGUUGUCGGCUAAAUAUAGACCCAAAGUCAUUUAUCAGA
Molecule: messenger RNA, 829 nt
Organism: Pollicipes pollicipes
Lineage: Eukaryota; Metazoa; Arthropoda; Thecostraca; Pollicipedomorpha; Pollicipedidae
Exons: 2
Coding region: 68-370 (100 amino acids)
Source: RefSeq, a predicted model, not a curated record